Molecule: messenger RNA, 6728 nt
Organism: Triticum aestivum (bread wheat)
Lineage: Eukaryota; Viridiplantae; Streptophyta; Magnoliopsida; Poales; Poaceae
Exons: 8
Coding region: 5777-6571 (264 amino acids)
Source: RefSeq, a predicted model, not a curated record
CGCAUCUCUUAGUUUUCUGUUUUUUUCCCUCUGUUCAUCACCAUAACCUCAUUGUUUGUAGUCAGUAGUCAGUCAGUCAAGAUCCAUCUAUGGAUCACCUGCCUCGUGUCUCCACUCUCAAGCACAGUCAAGGAAUCGGAAAUGUACUUAUGUUAGGCUAAAUUCCCAUAUUACUCCGUCCGCCCCCAUUCGUAGGGUGUAAUCUUCCAGUUGCGCCACCUCUCUGCUCGAUCUGUUUGUAGUCAGUCAAGAUCCAUCUAUGGAGAGUCCAGGAGCGAAAAUCAUUUCAAUGUUGCCAAGGGUCCAUACCUCCCUGCGUCUAGAGCCUAACACAUGAAAUCGUGUAGAGACAUUGGUUUGGCACAAUACAAGGUUAAUUUUCCUGGUUAUUAUGUAAUUCUUCGUAUUAAGUUUGCACUGUUGAUACUCUUUAGUACAUCAUGCUGCUAUAUUCAUACUCUUUAGUAUAAACGAGUCCCAGCUCUAGUGUGUGAUGUCCCCGUAGUAGCACGGCCACAGGAUCGACCCCUUCGCCUGCAUAUGACCAGCACAUUUUCCGGUCGGAGUCGAGGGGGAGAGAGGGGUUUGGCCCUUCCCUGCUGUAUAUAUCUGUAGCUCGUUUCCUUCCCUAGUGGAGUUUGGCGUUAUAAUCCCAUAACCAGAUUUUAUCCAGUGUGUCCCGUGGUAUACAAUGCAGUUCUACACCCCUCUCGUUCCCUUCUUUUUGCACUUAUAUGUGGCUAAAUUCCGACAUUGCUCUGCCCCGUCCCAAUUCCUACACUCGCGUCACCCACAAGGGGAGAACAUUAGCGAAAAUCGUUUCCCAUGUUACCCCAGAAAAAUCACAUGCAGCAAAUCUCGCUCGAAGAGAUUGCCUCCUUCCUGUUUGCAUGUCGCGCCCUCCAUUGCCCUUGCAUUCUCACACGGGCCAGCAAUGUUGGCAAGGGCAAUGCAAAACGGUGCCCUGCCACCGAGCAAUCGUCAUGUCCCCAGCACAAAAUGGUAGGACCAGCGAAGGCAACAAUUUUCCAAGGAGGAGCGCCGUCUUGAUUUAUUGGCAGCUAAAAGUUCUUCAGCAUUGUGCACACAUAGCUGGAGGUCCACAUGUGUCGCACCAUCGUCGGGACCCACAUGCAGGGUAGAACUAACCAAAACCCUAAUUUACUAGAUGUACAGAGAUGCAAGAAGUCUUGAUCGUUCGAUCAAGUGACCCGGAGGCAUCAUUGGCUAUCCACACCUCCUCUGCCCCGAGUCAUGUACACCCUCCGGUCCUUUUUACUAUGCAUAUUAGAUAAGUCUUUGACGAAAUUUAUAUUAAAAAUCAUCAACAUCUACUAUUAAACCUGUGAAUAGUUUCAAAUCCAGAUUAAAACCAGCCCAAACCACAUGACUUUCCUCCAACAAACCAAUCCAAUCCAAUCCAAAUAUUGAGGUCUAGAAGCCAGACCGGACCAAACUAGUUGUAUUUUCCAUCCAAACCAAUCCAAACUGUUUCACUUUUUUAGAUUAAAAUCCAUAGUUAGAAACCAUGGACAAGCUGCUGCGUUAUUACGUGAAGCUUUUGGUCACUUGCUUCGCCGUCUAUGCGCUUAAUGGAGAGACACACGGCCUUGAUGCUGCUUGUCGCCGGGCGUACACUUAAUGAAGAGAGAGAUGACACACCAUCAGCCACUCGCCGCCGGCGGCCGGCCUGCCGCCGCCACCAAGGAGGGGGCUGCUGCCAUGAGCAGGGAGCCAUCGCUGCUAGAUGGGACAUCCAGAUGGAGGCGGGCGGAGGAAAACACGGCGGCCGGAUCUCGAGCAGGCAGCCGGCGGCAACGGCGACCCCAAAUCCUAGCGGCUAGCGUGUGGAAGAUGGCCGUCUGAUGCGCUGGUCUCGCAUACAGUGGUCGCUGAUUUGUUCCUGAGACCAUGGAUCGAAACGAUUUGAGACCAAUUGGUCUGUGUCCAGCCCGAUCCAAUCCAGUCCAACUAGUAUUAAAGCCCAAACCAGACCAGAUUACAUUAGGGCCUCAGACCAUUUAAACCAAUCCAAAGACAAUCCACUAGAAAACCAAACUAAAACUUAGGUUUCAACCCAAACCAUUCUCAGGCUUAUCUACUAUACCAAAUAACUAUAAUAUGAAAAAUAUAUUCUAUGAUGGAUGUAAUGAUAGUGAUUUUGCAUUAUGAAUGUCAAUACUUUUGUAUAAACAUGGUUGAACUUCAAUGACUUUGAAUUUGGACAAAUCUAGUACUCGGAGUAAAAAGGAAUGGAGGAAAUACCAAUUUCCAUGGUUAGGUUGGAGCUGGAAUAACAUGUUGCUUAGAGCUGCAUUGAGCAUCGAGUGUUGAUCCUACGAUGGCAUUGGCGAUGUCCAGGAAGAGUCAGAUGGGUUGGAGUAGACCAUGAGAUAGGCCUAUGUCGGAGCACCGGAAAGGUGGGCAUCACAUCGCCCGACGCUGGGUGGGUGGGGAGAACCCAUGGGCCGCGCCACGCCUCCCUCGUUGCCUUUUCUUUUGCACUUAUAUGUGGCUUAAUUCCAACAUUGCUCCGUCUGUCCCCAUUCAUAGGGUGUAAGAGCAUCUCUAGUAGAUCCUGCAAACCACGGUUUUCGUUUACUGUAUCCCGUAAAUUAAUUUUGUGGUUCGGCGGUCACCGAGACAGAACAGAUCCCAUAAACAAACUCAAACACACACACAACAUAUUCAGACUAGUAGUUCGCGCCACUUGAACAUCACCGAAAUUCAUACUUAAAACAUAGUUCAUACUAGCAUAAACGAAAAUUAAACUAGAUCUGCUCGUCAAUACCAUCACCGGACUUCCCGCCGCGAGGUGGUGCUCCAUUAGUGUGUUGGAGAGCAUGAAGGUAAGGUCGUAUUCCUUUCUCAACGCCGGCACUCGCGCCGCUGCAGCUUCCUUCCCGGCGGUGGCCGUCUACUUUGCGCCGAACCACGUUCGCUCCAUCGCCCAGGGUCGCUGGAUCGCGGGCGAGAAGAUCCGGUCGAGGCGAUCGAAUUUGGUCCACGCCCGCCGGUCGGAGUUGCGGGACAGAGCGUUGCGCUUCCGCGCCUGUUCCUUGCGCCACUCCUGCACCGGCGGGCGGAGGGAGGAGUUCCCGGCCUCAUUGUCAUUGCAGUGCUUGCGACGGGAUCACCGCCAUGGUUGACAAACCCCCCCCUCGGCCACCCCUUCCGGCACCCACGCACGACAUCAAGGCUCCAUUCCGAUGGCCACGCACGCCGCAAAAGGCUGCCGGAGGAGAGGGGUUUGUCCACGAAGGAGAGGGGAUUUGCGGCGGAGGCGAUAGGGGAAAUGAAGGACGGGAACCCUAAAAUCCCCUCGCUUCUAGUAUAUGUCGCAGAUUCGAGGAAGGUUUACGGGCCUACCGUAAAAGUUUUAUGGGCCGGGCCAUUUUUACAAGACCUGUUUGGGCCGAGUUUUUUGCGCGUACCGUAAAUCCGCAGAAAAAACACGGCCCAGCGAGCUUUUACGGGAUCUGCUAGAGAUUGUAGAAGACAUAAUGCAUCUUGAUUGUGCUAAUUUUUUUUGUCUAGUUUGCUCCUGUCUGCUCCCUCAUGUUGUCUAACACCCCUCCUACAAUCUUCAAUCCUCUCUAGCCUAGCCAAAAAAAUCCAACAAUAUUACCUCUAUUUGUGCCAAAGCUCAUCGAAUCUUGUGAGCGAACCUUUUUUUCCAAGAGCACACUAAUCCCCAGCUCACCAGGGUUCAAAUCAUGGUGCUCAUAGGGGUAGGAUGUGCGUGCGUGCGUUCAUAGGGGUGAGUGUAUGCACGUGUAUAUGAGCGCUUGCGUCUGUACUGUGUUCAAAAAAAAUUUACGAUAGUAGAUAUCUUGUGUAGAAUAUGGUGUCAUGGCCAUGGGGGUCAUACGAAAAGUUUGAGAUAGUCUAAAGGGCAUAUUUCUGAUUCCGUUUUGCGCCGCACCCUCUUGUUUCUAUGCCGGGGCCAAUUAACUGUUUUGCACAUCCAUGUCAUCAUUCCCGGUCUAUCACAUGUGUCUUGUGAUUUUGACAUAUGAUAUAUGUAUAUGAGAGGUACAAUGUAUUCUUCACUUGAAUUACUUAAAGACUUGAUCAACCAUGACCUAACAUAUGGACCCAUCAUGAUCGCAUCUUCAAGUUAUAUUUAAUAUUCUUCUCUUUAAUCAUCCUUUCAAGAUUUGAUCCAUCAUGGCUCACCUCUUUAGCCCAAGGCACCAGGUCAUGUCCUACACCUACCAACAAAGCCGCUUGUCGAAUAACGGUGAUCACCUCCAAAGAGCAACAACUCCGAACGACUAUCCUUGUCGAGGCACCAACCAUCCUCGAGUGCCUAAAAAGAGUUGGCAGGUGGAUGUCGUGACUCAGACAGACCCAAGAAAGUCAUCGUCCUGGGCUCACCUGCGACUGUGUACAUAGUGCUCCUGAUGAACAAUCCAGAACAUCAGGGAGCACCAAAGGAAUGCUAAAGCCGUGUCUCGACAAACAAUGCUCCCAAAAGAGGAACGAUCGACAAACGACGAUCACCUCCAAAGAGCAACAACUCCAAACGACUAUCCUUGUCAACGCACCAACCAUCCUUGAGUGCCUAAAAAGAGUUGGCAGGUGGAUGGUGUGACUCGGACAACCCCGAGAAAGUCAUCGUUUUGGACUCAUCUGCGACGGUGUACGUAGCGCUCCUGAUGAACAAUCCAGAACAUCGGGGAGCACCAAAGGAAUGCUAAAGCCGUGUCUCGACAAACAAUGCUCCCAAAAGAGGAACGAUCGACAAACGGCGAUCACCUCCAAAAAGCAACAACUCCAAACGACUAUCCUUGUCGACGCAACAACCAUCCUCGAGGGCCUAAAAGGAGUUGGCAGGUGGAUGUCGUGACCCAGACAGCCCCGAGAAAGUCAUCGUCUUGGACUCACCUGCGAUGGUGUACAUAGCGCUGCUGAUGAACAAUCCAGAACAUCGGGGAGCACCAAAGGAAUGCUACAUAGAACCUCCAAGCCGUGUCUCCACAAACAAUGCUCCCAAAAGAGGAAGGACGCUGGCAUCAGCUAUCCGUAAGUGGACCUAAGGUUUUGCCCGGAGACAACCAACCAAGCAACCAAGUAAUAGAGAGCGAGGAGCGGACACACCAUAGCGACACCUUCUAAGGAGGGGAACGACACGCGGAGGCUGGCACCGACCGGUCAGCGUAUUAAUUUGUACUCCCUCCGUUCAUAAAUAUAAGUCUUUUUUAGAGAUUCCAUUCCUAUAUAGACUACAUACGGAGAAAAAAUAAGUUUUAAAAAUAUGUCUGUAUACAUCUGAAUGUAGUCCAUGUUGAAAUCUCUAGAAAGACUUAUAUUUAGAAACAGAGGGAGUAUUAAGCAUGGUUAAACUUCUCAAAUAAUAAGUGCCACAAGUUUCAAAAAAAAAAAGUGCCACACGUGUGGCACGAAGCAUUCAGGCCCUGACAUUUUUUACAAAUAGAAGUUGCCAUCCGAAAAGAAGAAAAAACAAACGUAUGUUACUUUCACUAUGAGUAGUCUCAAACUCAAUGGUCAAACUCAAAGAUGAAUAAAAAAAAAAUUUAGGGGAGCACAUCGUUUGUCGAGAAGAGAAGAAGAAGCAUGAAGAGGUGGGCUUAAAGUGGAUGAUGGGCCGGUGGGCGAUAAAAAGAAUGAAUAGCUCGUCCGCUUCAGUGUGGUGAGCGUUGGUGGUGGCGGCGCAGCGCAGCGCAGGGAAAGGAAGCAAGAAGAAGGGCGACGAACCCUAGCUCUGGUCGGACGGAAUCCCCUGUCCUAGCUAGAUCCACAGGUGAAGCUGAUGGCUGCUGUGCUCCGAUCCGCGGCGAGGCGGUUGGCCGGCGAGCUGCCGGCGGCUGAGAUGGGGCUCCACCGCCUCCCUCUGCACUCCCAGCUCACCCUUUUGCCCAAUGGAAGCUCGGUUCUGAGUCCUCUUGUGCUGCAGGCCAAUGUUUGGAGCGCCUCAUCUGCUCCUCGCUCUGCCCCCUCUUCUCUGACCAAGGCUAAGGCGGCGAUGGAGAGCGCCAUUCGCCCGUCAUUCAUCCCGCGUCACACAGUGUCCACCUCUUUCGGCCGCGCCGCCUCAAAGCCUCUGUGCAAGACCAAGGCGGUGAUCGAGAGCACCCUUCUACCACAACUCAUCCCGCGCCGCACAAUGUCCUCCUCCUCCAGUCGCGCCGCCUCUCAACCAGCCGACAAGUUUUGGCUUGAGAUAGUGGGUCACAGGAUGAAAGGUCCGCAGAAUCCGUGCCCGAUGAUUUUCAGAAAGCGAAUCAGUGGUGUGGAUGCCGACAAGGCUGAAGCAGUCUUCCUCGACGUGAUGAUGAUGGCUAAAUAUGAUGGGAAUGUUCCACCAAAUAUGAUGAGUAGUCCCGUUCGAGCGUUGCUCCGGAAGGCGCUUAUCCGAUACAUGAAGAUUAAGUGGUUUAUUAAAGAAAUUGCUCUAUCUCUCAAGAUACGUGUCGUUUUUAAGCUGGGCAAGUUAAACUUUGCCGUCAUCUGCGUGUUGCUUUACGUGACAUACGGGAGGCCCCUAUCUCUGCUCCGGAGGUUCUGGAAGAUCCUAAAUUCUCAAGGAGGCGAUGACUCGGAGUAAUCAAGCAGAGAAUGCGACUAUUGCAGCAAUGUAAUAGUGAUGUUGUGACUAAUAAUUAAGACAAACAUGCUUUUUUUUUGUUAUAUUUGCCAUUGUUGUGUAGUACAUGGUUAAACGACCCGUAAAUUUUCUGUUGGUGUUAUGUCUGUUGUGAUUA